UUGAUUGGGGGUGUAAAUCAAGAUCGCGAUCUUUACUCGGAGUGUCAUUAAUGCAAAAGCUGAUCAUACAACAUUAGCUCGUACUCUAUAUAUAAGAGAUGCAACAAAUUAAAGACGUACUAUUACGUAAUAAGCACUAAUUAAUGGCACUCUUUUGUGUAACAGCAGCGCCUCUAGGUUAUGAAAAUAUCUCCAUACAUACCCAUCAACAUCAAAAAGGUACAACCAAGAGCUCUCUAGACUUCACCUUCCUUAGAAAAAAGCUAAACUCAAAGAAUAACACGAAAGCCUUUAUUUGUAAAGGUCUUGAAAAUAAUGGUGUAACAUCACCCACUUUAACCACAUCACCAACAGAUCAGUUGGUGGUGGCACCGGCACCGCUUCCAAAGCAGCCGUCGGUGGAAGUGCCAGAGCCAUCCGUGGAUGGGAGCACUAUGUCAGUGGUGUUGGCUCCUGGCCUGGAGCCUGCCACUAUCUCUAUACCAACUCAUAUCAAGAGAUCUGAUUUCCCUUCUGAUUUUAUUUUUGGUGCCUCCACUUCUGCUCUUCAGACUGAAGGAAAUGGAAAAGAAGGGGGGAGAGCACCAAGCACAUGGGAUUCCAUGAUAUCAAGUGGUGGGAAUCAGAUGGCUAUCGAUUCAUACAGCCUCUAUCAGGAUGAUGUGAGUCUGUUGAAGGAAAUGGGAAUGACUGCUUAUAGGUUUUCCAUUUCAUGGUCGAGAAUAUUGCCUUAUGCUGGUUACGAUAACACUAUCGUGAAUCAACAAGGAAUUGAAUUCUACAAUAAUUUGAUCGAUGAACUGGUUGCUAAUGGAAUCACCCCUUUCGUGACUAUGUUUCACUUCGACCUCCCUCAGAGUAUACAAGACAAGUAUAGCGGCUUUUUGAGCAAGGAUAUCAUAGAGGAUUUCAAAUACUACACAGAUUUAUGUUUUAAGACAUUUGGUGAUCGAGUGAAAAACUGGAUAACAAUAAAUGAGCCAUAUAAUUUUGGUUCGUUUGGAUACAAAGAAGGACUACCCGCGAACAGUCAGGUUGAGCAAAGUCCAUUUGUUGCCACACACAACAUAAUCCUAUCUCAUGCUGCUGCUGUCCAAAACUACAGAGAUAAUUAUAAGCAAGCUCAAGGUGGCAAAAUUGGCAUCUCGCUAUCAUCUUUGUGGUUCGAGCCUUAUGACAGAAAAAAUGAACAUCAUAUAAAAGUUCAAAAGGCAUCUUUGGCCAUGAUGUUGGGUUGGUACAUGGAUCCACUGUUCUAUGGCGAAUAUCCCAAAAUAAUGCAGGAACUUGUCAUUGGAGGGCUUCCCAAAUUUACCCCUGAAGAAAAAGAAAUGGUGCAAGGCUCCUAUGAUUUCAUAGGCCUCAAUUACUAUACUUCAAGAUAUGUGACACCCUCUCAUGUAUCUACUAUUGAUACCACCUACGGGCAGUGUCGCGUGGAGUUCAUAGAGCAAACAGUAACAAACAAGGAUGGGAAGUUGAUUGGAUCUCCAGCUCCACAAAGUACUGAUAUUUAUGUGGUUCCUACCGGAUUGAGAGACUUGCUUCUUUACGUCAAGCAUGCAUACAACAACCCAGAAGUAUAUGUGACUGAGAAUGGUAUUCCUUCAAUGCCCACAAUCACGGGCUCCAUUAGGGAUUUAGUUGCGGAUAAAAACAUCGAAGAAAUUAAGGAAGCGCUGCUUGAUGGGUACCGGAUCAAUGACAUUAGCGAUUAUCUCUUCAAUCUUCGUGAAACUUUGGCGGAUAUAACAUAUGAUCAGGACCAGAAGCGCGUGCCUACAAAUGUGAAGGGAUACUUUGUGUGGUCAUUGGUAGACAAUAUGGAAGUAGCAGAUGGAGGCUAUAAUAUUCGAUAUGGCCUAAACUAUGUGGAUUAUCUUGAUAGGCAUAGGCGUUACCGUAAGGCAUCUUCUAUGUGGUUCACUCAUUUCCUCAAUCCCAAUGGGGACGAAACACCAAAUGUAAAUUAAGUGCUGCCUUAAGCAGGGUGAUGUUUUCGACUUUAUUGAUGAAACGCCAAACUGAAAUGUACAAUUUAUGAUUGUAUGUUCAAUGUUUUAUGUAUUUUUUUUUUCUCGCACAGGGACCCUGUGGUUAAAAAAAUAAUUCUAUUGGACUUCUCGCAGGUCAGUCAA
Molecule: messenger RNA, 2138 nt
Organism: Beta vulgaris subsp. vulgaris (sugar beet)
Lineage: Eukaryota; Viridiplantae; Streptophyta; Magnoliopsida; Caryophyllales; Amaranthaceae
Product: beta-glucosidase 24
Exons: 11
Coding region: 144-1973 (609 amino acids)
Biological process (GO): carbohydrate metabolic process
Molecular function (GO): beta-glucosidase activity
Source: RefSeq, a predicted model, not a curated record